CACCUCGAUUGUUUAUUGAUCAGCGCGGCUCACGGGAACGCGCAGUCACUGAAAUCCUCUACAACUCAGCAUCUCCUCGACAGUCAACAACAAGUGUAUCAGUUCAACUCCUCAUAUCAGGACUCUUCCAGUGCGGCUUACCGGAACGCACAAGAAGCAAGAGGUCGCAUCUACAAUCAUAACAGACAUGGCCUACGUCAUUAAGGUGGAGUACGAAGGCAGUUUGCGUCGCAUGCUCGCCAGCCGGGCGGAGAAGGAAGAUUUAUCUCUUACUAAAGUGGAGGCAAGAGUUCGGGAUCUGUUCAAGCUCCCCGUCACGGCGCAGCUUAAGAUGGCAUAUAAGGACAAGGACAACGAUGUGAUAACUGUGGGAUGCGAUCAAGAUCUUACAGAUGCCUGCGUCACCCAGAAGAUUAACCCGCUAUACAUCCGCGUGGCGGUUGUGCCUGCUGAGGCUGCACAGAAUAUGGGCGCUAGCCCUCCUCCUCCCGUUACUUCUGCUGCUGCAACUGGAGUAAAGGAUGCAUCGUCGCAGGAACCAGUCAAAGAUUCUUCCACGCCCGAGAAAUCAACGAAAAAGACAGUGAAGAUUGUCGAUCCCGUUUUCCAGAGAAUCAUGCCUCCAAAUCAGGUCCCUCAGAUGAUGGAGAACAUUGUGAGGAUGGUCACCUCACAGAUGCAAGCUGGCAAAAAGAUGGAAACCGAUCCCAAGUCUGUGGGCCCUUCUCCACCGAAUCAAUCGACCGAGGUGAAGGACCCCACCGCAGCCGAGGAGAAGAAGACAGAAGAUAAGUCGGAGGUCAACAAGCUCCAUGCUACUCACAAGGGUGUUCGUUGCAACAUCUGUCAGAUGAAUCCCAUUGUGGGACCACGCUUCAAAGCUCUAAGGAAGCUCAACUACGACCUUUGUGGGCGCUGCUACACAAAAGCAGGAAAUUCUAAUGAUUUUAAGCGCUUUGAACAGCCGGAAACUCCUCCCAAUUGUGCAGGGACGAGUUCUAUCAAACUGGUCCGCAUGUCUCCUGCAAUUGCCGUUGUUCGGCCAAUCGGUUUGGGUGCACCUGUGCUCGUGGUCCGCCAUGGAGGUGCUCGCUGCAGCCAAGUGAAAACUUGCUGAUGGCAAGUUGGGUAACAAACGUACCAGGGUCCGAGGUUUCUGGAUACGGACCGUUGGUAGCUAAGCACAUAGCUAUAUGAGAUUGUUUAUGUAGUUACUCGACCAGUUUGGUCCCCAUAAUCGGAGACUUACAUGUCUUUGAAAAUGGAUCUGUAUCAAAGAUCGAUGAGCCUCUGCUGGGGACAACACGGAAUAAAAGCUGGUCGAAGGCACUAUCCUUAGUCGGAAAUUCACAACUCUCCUUGGAUCUGAAUCCCACUGUGUCUACAUGUACCAUUACCCUGUAAGAAGGUUUUAGCUUUCACAUUCCGAAGAUUUGAGUUGUAAAAUCACGAUAUUAAAUACUGUAUCAUAUCAUGCUGCAAAGCAAGGUUUUUCUGAAACUCCCUGUCGUUUUGACAUCCUGAAAGCGGAGCAGGUAAGCCCAGACAUUCUCUCGGACUCCGCUCUCGCUUUGCCUUGUCAAAUAUCUGGUGCUUCAAAAAGCUGACCUUGCAAUUUAGAGACAAUGGAUCUAUUACCGU
Marchantia polymorpha subsp. ruderalis is the source of this 1641-nucleotide messenger RNA. NCBI's taxonomy places the organism in Eukaryota, Viridiplantae, Streptophyta, Marchantiopsida, Marchantiales, Marchantiaceae. The record is from the annotation of a GenBank genome assembly.